This is a messenger RNA of Penicillium macrosclerotiorum, 4152 nucleotides long. RefSeq names its product ankyrin repeat domain-containing protein. Gene Ontology annotation, molecular function: catalytic activity; protein binding. The transcript has 2 exons. The coding region runs from base 1 to 4152 and encodes 1383 amino acids. Lineage: Eukaryota; Fungi; Ascomycota; Eurotiomycetes; Eurotiales; Aspergillaceae. The record is from RefSeq and is a predicted model, not a curated record. Gene Ontology annotation, biological process: nucleoside metabolic process.
AUGGCCCACCCCCCACUUGAGACGUUCCAGAUCGGGUGGAUAUGUGCCUUAUCCAUCGAGCUCGCUGCCGCCAAGGCAAUGCUGGACGAAAAUUUUGGCAUUCUUGACGUGCAAGAUUCACGCGACCCGAAUACCUACACCCUUGGUCGAAUCGACAAACACCACAUUGUGAUCGCCUGCCUCCCCGCCGGCCAAUAUGGAACUACGUCAGCCACGACUGUUGCAAAUAAUAUGGUGCGCACCUUUUCGAACUCUCUUCGAAUUGGAAUGAUGGUCGGCGUUGGCGGUGGAAUUCCGUCGGCUGCUCAUGAUAUUCGGCUUGGGGAUGUUGUGAUUAGUUGUCCUGAAGGCACUUCUGGCGGAGUACUUCAAUAUGAUAUGGGCAAGGUCGGCACAGAGGGGAAGUUCCAUCGAACUGGCUCUUUAAAUAGCCCACCUAGAGCCCUGUUAACAGCAAUCAAUUCAAUGAGAGCCGACGAGCUCACGGACGAUCCUCGCUAUCCUGAAUAUCUCUUUAAGGCAAUCGGGAAAACGACACGCACUCAGAAGAACUUCAAACGACCAAAGGAAGAUCGGCUUUUUAAACCUCAGCAUGAUCAUCCUACAACUGCAAGCACUUGUGAUGGGUGUCUAGCAGAAUGGGAAGAAACACGAAGUCAACGUGAGACUAGUGAUCCACAAUCCCACUACGGUAUUAUUGCGUCUGGAAAUGCUGUGAUCAAGGAUGCAUACACACGCGAGCAGCUUAAGCUAGAAACCGGGGCCUUGUGCUUUGAGAUGGAGGCAGCUGGCUUGAUGAUAGACUUCCCUUGUAUUGUUGUUCGCGGAAUCUGCGAUUACGCCGAUACACAUAAGAACAAGCAGUGGCAAGGAUAUGCGGCCUUGGCAGCGGCAUCAUAUGCUAAAGAGCUGUUAGGGUAUAUACCUACAACUCACGUGUCGCAAGAGAACUUAGUGGUGAAUGUGUGUACUGGACUAAAAGAGGAAGUUGAAGGCACCAAUAAGCGCCUAGACCGAGGAUAUGAUCAACAAGAACAACACUUCAAAGAGCAAAAAUUACGAGCUUUGACAGAUCAGCACCAACGUUGUCAUCAAGCUUUCAAGCUUUCAAAGUACGAGGAGCAAAAGAACAUUAAUCCGAGAAGAGUAGAAGGAACCUGUCAGUGGGCGCUACAGAGCGCCGAAUAUAUUCGCUGGUGGGAGAGCAACAAUAAUGAUCUCCUAUGGGUAUCAGCUGACCCAGGCUGCGGCAAAUCUGUACUUGCUCGAUCGAUCAUCGAUGACAAUUUACGAGAUUCUAGCUCCGGGGUGACAAUAUGCUACUUUUUCUUCAAAGAUAAUGAGGAACAGAACCAUCUUGCUACCGCUUUAUGUUCGUUGCUACAUCAACUCUUCAGCGAACGGCCUCAUCUAUUACCGUAUGCGCUACCAUCCUGGGAGAAAAACGGGGAGAAAAUACAACACGAGGUUGAUGAGCUUUGGCGGAUCUUUAUAAAAGCCACAUCAGCUGACUCGUCCCACAAGACGAUUUGCGUACUUGAUGCGCUCGAUGAAUGCCAAGAAGCCGAUCAGGGUCGAUUGAUUGAGAAGCUCCAGAUUUUUUAUCAUCAUCAAACAUCUUCAUCGACAAAAAGCACUUCCUGUUUAAAGUUCCUGGUCACUAGUCGUCCCUACGAUCGCAUACAGGAUCACUUUCGGGCAAUCACUGAUUUAUUCUCGCAUGUGCGCAUUAAGGGGGAGGAAGAAAAUGACCGAAUCCAUGAGGAAAUUGAUCUAGUAGUGAAAAUUCGAGUGAAAGAAUUAGCCGAAGGAGCGCAACUACCACCAGAGGUCUACCAGGGAGUCGAACAGCAGCUGCUUCAAAUGGAACACCGUACAUAUCUCUGGCUACAUUUAGCCAUGGAUGAUAUCCGAACCUCCUUUAAGCGGAGCCUGAGGCCCGCAGAGAAUUCGAUUACACUUAUACCGACUUCUGUGGAUGCAGCAUACGAAAAGAUCCUCUCUCGAGUCCAGCCAGAUGAAAUGGACAUAGUCAAAAGGAUCUUGGAGAUCAUCGUGGCGGCACGACGUCCUCUGACUAUACCAGAGAUGGCCGUGGCUCUAGGUAUUGCCACCUACACUGAGGCACGAACAAUAUUGGGGGCUAGACUGGCUCCAACUCAUUUACAGAGUAAACUUCGACAAUUGUGUGGCUUAUUUGUCUUUAUUAACAAUUCCAAAAUCUAUCUCAUCCAUCAGACUGCCAGGGAGUUUCUGAUUCAAAAACAAGCCUCGGAGAAUCUCCAGUUUACAUACUGGAGUAGCAUUAGUGAUGCAGAAAUUCUGAUGGCUGAGAUCUGUUUGCGAUAUCUUUUGAUGGAGGAUUUGGAAGACGAAGAAGGCAAAUCUCAUAUACGAGCCCUCUUAGAAUACGCAGCAGUACAUUGGGCCGACCACGUACAAAAGAUGAGUCUGAUGAAGGACCAAGAGAUGUUGAAUCAACUACAUCGCGUGUACGAUAUGCAUAGAAGACGGGUUUCAUUAUGGUUUCCAAUUUUUUGGAAGGCAGUAAUGCCAUACGAACUACAAGUUCCAUCAAUGAAUGCACUCCACCUAGCAGCAUUCAACGGCCAUGAACAGGAGGUUCAUUUUCUCAUUGCUAUCAAAAAACAAGAUGUCAAUAUGGCUGACGAUGCAAAAACAACACCGUUGAUGUGGGCCUCACAGAAUGGACACGACAGGAUCGUACAGAUACUGCUAGAACGAGGAGCCGAUGUCAACGCCCAGGGUGGAGACUACGGAACUGCGCUUUGUGCAGCUUCUUUUUGUGGAUAUGAUCAGAUCGUGCAGAUACUGCUAGAACAAGGAGCCGAUGUCAACGCCCAGGGUGGAGACUACGGAACUGCGCUUUAUGCAGCUUCUUGUAGGGGCCACGAUCAGAUCGUGCAGAUAUUGCUAGAACAAGGAGCCGAUAUCAACGCCCAGGGUGGAGACUACGGAACUGCGCUUUAUGCAGCUUCUUUUUAUGGCUAUGAUCAGAUCGUGCAGAUACUGCUAGAACGAGGAGCCGAUGUCAACGCCCAGGGUGGAGACUACGGAACUGCGCUUUAUGCAGCUUCUUGUUAUGGCCACGAUCAGAUCGUGCAGAUAUUGCUAGAACAAGGAGCCGAUGUCAACGCCGAGGGUGGAGACUACGGAACUGCGCUUUGUGCAGCUUCUUUUUGUGGCUAUGAUCAGAUCGUGCAGAUACUGCUAGAACGAGGAGCCGAUGUCAACGCCGAGGGUGGAGACUACGGAACUGCGCUUUAUGCAGCUUCUUGUUAUGGCUAUGAUCAGAUCGUGCAGAUACUGCUAGAACGAGGAGCCUAUAUCAACGCCCAGGGUGGAGACUACGGAACUGCGCUUUGUGCAGCUUCUUUUUGUGGAUAUGAUCAGAUCGUGCAGAUACUGCUAGAACAAGGAGCCGAUGUCAACGCCCAGGGUGGAGACUACGGAACUGCGCUUUAUGCAGCUUCUUGUAGGGGCCACGAUCAGAUCGUGCAGAUAUUACUAGAACGAGGAGCCGAUGUCAACGCCCAGGGUAGGAGGUACGGAACUGCGCUUUGUGCAGCUUCUUCUGAAGGGCACGACAAUAUCGUGCAGAUAUUACUAGAACGAGGAGCCGAUGUCAACGCCCAGGGUGGGAGGUACGGAACUGCGCUUUGUGCAGCUUCUUCUGAAGGGCACGACAAUAUCGUGCAGAUACUGCUAGAACGAGGAGCCGAUGUCAACGCCGAGGGUGGGAGGUACGGAACUGCGCUCCAGAUAGCUUCUUCUAGGGGCUACGAUCAGAUCGUGCAGAUACUGCUAGAACGAGGAGCCGAUGUCAACGCCCAGGGUGGAUUCUACGGAACUGCGCUCCAGAUAGCUUCUUCUAAAGGGCUCGACAAGAUCGUGCAGAUACUGCUAGAACGAGGAGCCGAUGUCAACGCCCAGGGUGGAUUCUCCGGAACUGCGCUCCAGAUAGCUUCUUCUAAAGGGCUCGACAAGAUCGUGCAGAUACUGCUAGAACGAGGAGCCGAUGUCAACGCCGAGGGUGGAUUCUACGGAACUGCGCUCCAGAUAGCUUCUUCUUGCGGGCACGACAAGAUCGUGCAGAUAUUGCUAGAACGAGGAGCCGAUGGCAGCGCCUAG